Messenger RNA from Beta vulgaris subsp. vulgaris (sugar beet), 684 nucleotides. RefSeq lists its product as uncharacterized. Bases 80 to 409 code for a protein of 109 amino acids. The transcript has 4 exons. The record is from RefSeq and is a predicted model, not a curated record. NCBI's taxonomy places the organism in Eukaryota, Viridiplantae, Streptophyta, Magnoliopsida, Caryophyllales, Amaranthaceae.
CGUACCAGUUUUAGAGGCCGAUCAUUGGUGGUGUGCGGCAUUCUCCAUUAAUAGAGAGGAGGUUCUUGUCAUAGACUCUAUGGAGACUAAUGCAGCUGCUGAUGUUCACCACUUAACCCUCAUCAAGUUGUGUUAUGCCAUGGACCGGUUCUUCGGUAGUGUGGACAGUCGGUGGGAGGCGGGGCAAAUACUGACGUGGCCCAGGAGUUCAAUGCACAUGAAUCAACAGCCAGACACGCGAAGCUGUGGUGUGUUAAUGUUGAUUUCUAUAAAGAUGAACGCUGAUCGAUUUGUUGAAACGAUGCAGCAAAUGGGAAACAUGGUGGAGGAGCGAAAAUGGUUGCUGAGCGAGGACGUUAUGUGUGAUUUCAACGAGGCAAGGGAUAGUGUGAAAGAUAUGUUGAAGUGAUGUUGAAAGAUAGUUAACACUUAAAUUUAGGUAGCUAAUGCAAGCUUGCAUCUGACUGGUAAUUUUUUGUUUCAUAUCAACAUGUGUAUAAUGGGAAAUGGGUAUAUGCGUAUAUGGGUACAAGCUUUUGACAUAUCUCAUAUGGAACUUGUGGUUCCUCUUUUUUGUGGGUAUAUGGAACAUGUGGUAUGUAAUUCUUAUUAACUGUGAAAGCCCAUACAAUGCAUAUUAUAUGGGAGAGAUUUUGCAUACCAUAUAAUGUGGUAUAUAUUUCA